UCAGUGCCAAAAUUUCUCGUAAAAUUGUUUGGAAAAACACAAGUAAAAUGUGGCGCUGGUGUUGCUUGAUGCUUUUUAUUCUGCUGCCAUUGGCAAAUACAACACCUCCUGUGAGUUUUGAAGCAAAUCCAGAUACAAAGCGUCUAUAUGAUGAUCUAUUGAGUAACUACAAUCGCCUGAUUCGGCCGGUUGUGAAUAAUACAGAGACACUUACCGUUUGGUUGGGCCUCAAGUUGUCACAACUCAUUGAGGUCAAUUUGAAGAACCAGGUGAUGACCACCAAUCUGUGGGUCAAGCAGCGCUGGUUCGAUUACAAGUUACGCUGGGAUCCGGAGGAGUACGGCGGUGUGGAGCAGCUAUAUGUGCCAUCGGAGCACAUUUGGGUGCCCGACAUUGUGCUCUACAAUAACUGGGAUGGCAACUAUGAGGUCACACUCAUGACGAAGGCCACUUUGAAGUAUACCGGAGAAGUAUUUUGGGAGCCUCCGGCGAUUUACAAGUCAUCUUGUGAAAUGAAUGUCGAAUAUUUUCCAUACGAUGAGCAAAUUUGUUUUAUGAAAUUCGGCUCAUGGACCUACAAUGGCGCCCAAGUGGAUUUAAAGCACCUGGACCAGGUGCCUGGCAGCAAUCUCGUUCAGGUGGGCAUCGAUUUAACUGAAUUCUAUUUGUCUGUGGAAUGGGAUAUACUCGAAGUGCCUGCGACCAAGAACGAGGAGUACUAUCCCGACACAUUGGAGCCCUUUUCAGAUAUUACCUUCAAGUUGACCAUGCGACGCAAAACCUUGUUCUAUACUGUGAAUCUGAUUGUGCCCUGUGUGGCAUUGACUUUUCUCACCGUUUUGGUCUUCUAUUUGCCAAGUGAUUCGGGCGAGAAGGUUACGUUAUGUAUUUCAAUACUCGUGUCGUUGACCGUGUUCUUCUUGCUAUUGGCCGAAAUUAUACCGCCGACAUCGUUGGCUGUGCCCCUGCUGGGCAAGUAUCUACUCUUUACCAUGAUACUCGUAUCCUUGUCCGUCUGGACAACAGUCUGUGUGCUCAACAUACACUUCAGAUCCCCCUCGACCCACAAUAUGUCCCCUUUCGUACGCAAAUUGUUUCUACACUUUAUGCCAAAGCUAAUGAUGAUGCGUCGCACUCAGUACACACUUCCGGAUUACGAUGAUUCCACUCCCAGCAAUGGCUACACCAACGAGAUAGAUGUGCGCGACAGCAUCAGCGAUUUUCCCAGCGAGUUCAAAGACAGUCAGGACGGCGCUUACGAUAAUGGCAUGCAGCACUCAGUAGACUUGACAGAUUCCGACAAUGUGAUACCGCGCAACUUAACACCCGAAGUGCUGCAGGCAUUGCGUGCGGUCAGAUUUAUUGCGCAGCAUAUCAAGGAUGCCGACAAGGAUAACGAGAUUGUUGAGGAUUGGAAAUUUGUAUCCAUGGUCUUGGAUCGUUUCUUUCUCUGGCUGUUCACGCUGUCUUGUGUAUUCGGUACUAUAAUGAUUAUCUGCCAGUCCCCCUCGCUGUACGACACCCGCACACCCAUCGACCGUCAGCUGAGCGAGAUUCCCUUGCGAAAAAACAAUUUUAUGCUGCCGCCGGACAUUAUCAGGCAGGGCGUUAAUUAACUAAAUGCGGAAAGGUCUUCAAAAAGUUAAAAAUAUUAAAAAAAAAAGAAA
Drosophila innubila is the source of this 1667-nucleotide messenger RNA. RefSeq names its product acetylcholine receptor subunit beta-like 2 (gene nAChRbeta2). Gene Ontology annotation, biological process: regulation of membrane potential; monoatomic ion transmembrane transport; signal transduction. The record is from RefSeq and is a predicted model, not a curated record. Bases 48 to 1616 code for a protein of 522 amino acids. Gene Ontology annotation, molecular function: transmembrane signaling receptor activity; acetylcholine-gated monoatomic cation-selective channel activity. The transcript is spliced from 11 exons. Lineage: Eukaryota; Metazoa; Arthropoda; Insecta; Diptera; Drosophilidae. Gene Ontology annotation, cellular component: synapse; neuron projection; postsynaptic membrane.